CCGGAAGCUCUCGCGCGCGGUUGGCGGAGCUCUGGUGGGCCUUCGAGCUAGGUCUCCGCGGCGCGCCGGAGGCGUGGAGGCCCUUCCCUGCGGCUGUCGUGCUAGCUCAAGUCCUCCGGGUUUAGAGAGGCUUGGACCUUAGUCUGCGGAAUCGGUGGCAUCCCCCCGGCCUUCAACGCUCUUGGGGAGAGGAGGGCGCUCGUCUGCUAGGCCUCAGGCGGCGGCUGGAGCACCUCCGCCUCCCCGGACCUCCCUUUCUGCCUCCACCUUCCUGCCUCGCCGAUGACGGACGAAAAGUUCACUUGGAAUUUUGAUUCACCGAGUGACCUUGAGCUCAGGGAGACGCCUAAUUUGUAGUUCUUGGCUGCACUGGGCUAUUCAGGAGCUUUGUGAGAAUUUCAGUAUAUGGAAACACCGCCCUUGUUCCAACUGGUGUAUAUCCAAAGGUCCCCGUAUAAUUCCAGGACCAAAGUAUUGCAUGUCAGUCAGUCAGCCAGCCACAUAUUUAAUGACUUCUAAAAUCUCAUGGACUUCUAAAGAAGCACCAUGGCAUGUGCUGCUGUUAUGAUUCAUGGCUUGUUGCGAAGCUCUCUUGGUACCGUCUGCACUCAGGCUGCUUCACGGCGGAGGUUGACAUCCAGUGCUUUGCGCCACCUUACUCUAACGAGCAUAAUGAAAUCCAAAAGGAAAACUGAUCACUUGGAGAGAACCGCAAAUGUCAGUCGACGGGAGGUCGUGUCGACCGCUAAGGUGUGUGGGGCUGCUGCUGAGUCGCCAUCCGUGAAGAGGCUCCAACUGCUUGUUGCUGAUAAAGAUUUUUCUUUUAAAGCCGGUCAAUGGGUUGAUUUCUUUAUCCCAGGAGUCUCUGUUGUUGGUGGGUUCUCAAUAUGCUCCAGCCCCAGACUGCUAGAACAAGAGAGAAUUAUAGAAUUGGCAGUGAAAUAUGCGAACCACCCCCCUGCUCUCUGGAUUCACAAUCAGUGUACACUUGACUCUGAAGUGGCGGUGAGAGUGGGUGGAGAGUUCUUCUUUGACCCUCAGCCUGCAGACGCCUCUAGAAACUUGGUGUUGAUUGCGGGGGGAGUCGGAAUUAACCCUCUGCUUUCCAUCCUGCGGCAUGCGGCAGACCUCCACAGAGACCGGGUGAACAAAGGAAGUGGCUAUGAGGUUGGAACAAUAAAGCUCUUCUACAGUGCAAAAAACACCAGUGAGCUCCUGUUUAAGCAAAAUAUCCUCGAUUUAGUAAAUGAAUUUCCUGAGAAGAUUGCGUGCAGUUUGCAUGUUACCAAACAGACUACACAAAUCAGUGCAGAACUCCAGCCGUACCUCACGGAAGGAAGAAUAACGGAGAAGGAGAUAAGAGAUCAUAUUUCAAAAGAGACUUUGUUCUAUAUUUGUGGCCCACCUCCAAUGACAGACUUUUUCUCCAAGCAACUGGAAAACAGCCACGUUCCCAAAGAACACAUUUGCUUUGAGAAGUGGUGGUAGGGAGCGGACAGAGGCUGAACUAAGUGACCAGCUGGAGCAUCAAAGAAAAACCAGCUGACAGACUUCAAUGACAAACGUUUUGCAAAGACUUCAUUGAGCAAAUUAGUUUUGCUAUAUUGAUCUUCUUUUAUUAAUAACUAUUUGAUUAUACAUCUUGAAUUGGUCAGUAUAGGUGUUCUAUCCCCUUAGGGACAAAAGAGACUAUACUUUAACUUAAUCACAUGCAAAUGUUCUGUGUGUAAGAUAAAGGCUAUCUUUAUUUGGUAGCAACCUAUGUAUCUUAUAUCCAGUAAACUUAUAAUUUAAACACAUUCUUAUUAAUCUUAUCUUGAAAAUUCUGUAUAUUUAAGGUCUAAGUUCAGCUUACUACAGCCUGAAGACUUGCUUCUUCAGACCAUCAAAUUUGGGUUUGGAAAUAGAAAAUUAUUAGGAAAACUUGUUUAGGGAAUUGUUACCUGGUAUGUUCGCUUAGUGUUGAUGAAUGUCCUAAGUAUGUAUCCUGGUGAAUUGUUAGUCUGUCCUCAAAUGAAAUCCUUCCUGUGC
This is a messenger RNA of Hyaena hyaena (striped hyena), 2031 nucleotides long. It is a transcript of the gene OXNAD1, whose product is annotated as oxidoreductase NAD binding domain containing 1. Gene Ontology annotation, cellular component: mitochondrion. The transcript has 10 exons. Gene Ontology annotation, molecular function: oxidoreductase activity. Lineage: Eukaryota; Metazoa; Chordata; Mammalia; Carnivora; Hyaenidae. The record is from RefSeq and is a predicted model, not a curated record. The coding region runs from base 547 to 1488 and encodes 313 amino acids.